ACUUCUCAUAUGGUAUCAGCCAGGAAACGAAAUUAACCCUAGCCGACCUCCCCUUCGCUUCUACUCUUUCUCCUCUAUCGAUUUCUUCUUCAAUAACCAUGUCUUCCUCUGAAACUCCCAUCUCACUCAAUACUAUCCUUCACCUGCUCACAAUUAAGCUUUCAUCCACUAAUUACCUCUUGUGGAGAAACCAGAUCCGCCCUCUUUUGUCCUAUCAGGAUCUAUUGGGUCAUAUUGAUGGGUCUCUUGUGCAACCAGAAAAAACCGUCCAAGUCGAGGGAAACUCCUCUCCAAAUCCUCUCUUCACAUCAUGGCAGAAGUAUGAUCAACAAGCCUUGCUAAUUAUUCAGUCAUCACUGACCGAAGAAGCAAUGGCAGAAACGCUUGGACUCAACUCUGCACACGCAGUCUGGAAGGCUCUUGAAGAUGGAUAUAGCCAUGACUCCAUGGAACGAAUGCACUCUCUCCCUGACUCUUUACGCCAACUUCAUAAAUGUACCUCUACUGUCGAAAGCUUAAGACUAUUUGUGAUCAAUUAGCAACUAUUGGGCAACCUAUUGAUGGCACACUGGUUUCUGUGUGGUCUUGGUUCAGGAUUUGAAUCUUUCUCCACUACUCACCGUGCCCUGAAAGCAACUCCCUUCCGCAGCCUCUUGUCUCAGGCGGAAAGCCAUGAUUUAUUCUUGAACUCACUACACACCACCUGCAAUGCAUCCUCUGUUGCUUUUCAGGCAUAAAACUAUCAACAAUCCAAUCCUCCCACUAGAGGUAGUUCUUCCAGCCGUGGCAAUCACUCAGGCGGUCGUGGUCGUAAUCAAUUUUCAGGGGGUAGGGGACGUGGCCUGAGACCACCGCACUGUCAACUGUGCAGAACAAAUGGGCACUAUGCCUCUGAUUGCCCAGAACUGUCCAGCUAUGCUAAAAGAGAAUCUCAAAUUGAUGCCAACGUUGCCCAUUCCUUUCAAAAUCAGUGCAACUUAACUCAAUCCAACCCAGAUUGGUAUGCUGAUUCAGGGGCUACAAAACACAUGGCUACUUCCACCCGUCAAUUAGAUCACUCAACACCUUACUCUGGCAGCGAACAGGUUGUUGUUGGAAAUGAAUCGCAAAACCAAGGACGUGAUAGCAAAGGGCAGACCAAACACUUUUUUCUCCACCUUUGAUGAUCAAAAUGAUACUCCAUCUACCACACCUGUCAUUCCUACUCCUCCCUCAGCACCUACGGUCACUUCCACAACGCCUACAUGUGUUCUAUGUCCAUCUCCCAGUCCGCUAUCAGUCUUUCCCUCAUCCACCCUAUCCUCAUCAGCGUCUGCUGCCAGGGCUCACUCAACUGCUGACGAGGCUAAUGAAUCAGCUGCUGCCAUGGUCCACAAUUCACCAUCUCCUGCCCCAUCUUCUGAUCAGCAGCCUCCUCCAGGCCCACCCACUUGA
This is a messenger RNA of Lactuca virosa, 1434 nucleotides long. The record is from the annotation of a GenBank genome assembly. NCBI's taxonomy places the organism in Eukaryota, Viridiplantae, Streptophyta, Magnoliopsida, Asterales, Asteraceae.